GUGUGUGUUUGUGUCACGGCCCAAGCCGCCCGUAGUCCAGCAGCUGCCCGAGAGCGUUCGGAGCGGAGGCUGUCGUGGAUGCGCGAGCCGCCCGCGGGGGCCACAGAGAUGGGCUCGGCGGCGGUGGACUCGUCGCAGUGGCUUUCCGUCAAGGAGGAGACCAUUUUCCUGCACGAUGGGCUCAUACGAGUCACGGACUUGGCCGAGCUGCCCAGCGAGAUCGGGGCGUCGGAGCCGGGGGACGCCGAGCAGGAGAUACUGACCUUCGAGACAAAGAACCCGACUGAACUUGCGGAGCGGCUUCGGGCGGUCUGCGGCAACCAGAGCAACGCCUACGCCCGUCUGCUGGAGUAUCGCCUCAAUGCCUUGCGCGGCCUGUGGAACGCUCAGCGCCAGCUCGCCUUGGAGGAGCAGCAGGAACGGGAGAGCUCGGGCGACGAGGAGACUCUGGCCUUGCUGAAGCGACAGGGCCUCUUGCAGCAGCCUGAGCAGGCGCCCUUUACCUCGCGCAUGGGGCUUCUGCUCAUCUUCCCCCUCAUUCAGUCGCAAUCCAGGACGGACCCCUCUCUGUGUAACAUCACCGCAGAGGUGUUGCUGAGCUGCCUCCGCGACUGUCAGCCGCUAAGCCUUACUAAAGAGCCAACAGACUGCCUCAAUGGCCUCGAGAGCUUGCUUUGCUCGUGGCUGGAGGACCCCAAUAGGUCUGGACUGCAGAUUCCUCUGAAGCAUAAAGAAAAUUCGGCGGCAGCCCUGGUGGCACUGGCCUGUGCAAGAGGAUCGCUGAAGACAUUAAUCCACACCGUUCAUCUCCUUCAGAAGCAGACGGACCUGGGGUAUUUACCUGUCGCAGACGUGCUUUACAGGCUGCUGCUGUUGGAAGGGGGGCCCGGCUCACCAUCAUGCCUGCUUGGUGGAAAACAUGUGGUGUCUUGGGGGUUUGAGGAUAUGCUGUCUACACCCGACAACAGCAGUUCUGGAAGUGAAAGCAAAGAUGCCGAUUUAGGCCGUUGUCUGGCCACAGAUGGCCUUUAUCUGUACACUACCAACUCCUAUGGCAAAGGAAUCAGUAAACUUGGCUCAGGGCUCCAAGGCACUUUACGUGGCUUUGUCUACUGCCGCAACGAAGAGCUUGAAGCAGGAUGGAUAGCUUUCAGCAACUGCAGGCUCCUACACCGACCCGCGUCUUUUGAUAACAAACCUCAUUACCUUUUCCAGAUCAUCGAUCAGUUCACCCUCCAGGUGUGCCAAAUAGUGCCCAUGCCAGCAAACCACUUCCCUGUUGGCAGCACCAUGACCACAAUACAUCUCUGCUCAGACGGGACCUACGUCUACUGGAUCUGGUCUCCUGCAGGCCUGAAUGAAAAAACUCCCAAAGGACAUUCUGUGUUCAUGGACGUCUUUGAAUUAUUGGCACAGAACGGGGUCACCGCAGCCAACCCGCUCCACGAGCGAAUAAUCCUGACGAGAAAGGAAGGAGAGUCAUCCAAGUGUCUUAACGAGCUGCUCCUGAGUCGCAUGUCCCGCUUCCGAGCCUCCCAUUCGGCUACUCUGGCUGCGCUCACCGGCUCCACCAUCACCAACACUCUGAAAGAAGAUCAGUCUGCUGUCAACACCAGUUGUGGCCUACCUCUAAAAACGCUGCGGCGGACACCAAUGUACACUUGUGGAACGUAUUUGGUUAUGCUGGUCUCUCCUCCAGGGGGUUCUGGGAGCAGUGGCACACGCUCGCUGUUUGGGGGUACAAGUGGUCUGUCCUCUCUAAAAAUUUUAGCAUCAUCUCUUGUGUUCAACAUUUCCGAUGGUCAGUUUGCAAGCCGUGCCGACCUCAUUGAUGCGCCUGGAAGUUCGCUAGGGCGUGGAGCUCUAGUCACAGGACUCGGUGCCUGUUACGAUGCAAUGAACAAUCUGAUCUGGACCUGUUCAAAUGACUACAUGGACCAGUGGUGUAAUCCAGGGAACCAGGCCUUUCACCAUGUGUGUAAGAGACUCGGAGUGAGCCACGUCAUCACGGAGCCUAAAGAGGACAUGGUGCCGACCAGCGAGGUGAUUAACCAGCUCUUGCACCACGUUGGCGCCAUGUGUAUCCAUCAGCUGAAUAUUCUCGCUGCCAGCAGCAAUCUACCCAUCAGCACCUUUCUGGGGAAGCAGCAUCCAAUCGAGAGCCAGCACUUCAGCAGCAUCUGUGACAUCAUGGAGAAGGCCAUGGUCAACGGGGACACGUGUAUCAUCCGCUGCAUUCUCGUCGUCUUCCAGGUGGUUUUCAAGUUCUUUUUUAACCCUCAAACUGAGAGAAAUCGAGAGAUCGUCCGCCGCGCCGGCCUGUUGCUCUGGCAGCUGUUGAUGGCACCACUUGACCAGAUUGGCGAUGAGAUUCAGAAGGAAGUUUGCCUAGCGAUCAGUGCCGGCUUAAAUUCCUUGUAUCCUGGUGAGGCGGAACUUAACAACUUACUGAAACUGGUGCUGACCGAAGGUGAGAGAAACAGCGGCCUGUCCAGGCUCCGAGAUGUCAUUCUGACUAACCUUGCUGACCAGCUACAGAACAACAGGUUUGGGAGUGAAGACGAUGACACUACAGGUGGGCACAGGCCAGGGCACAGCUGGCUGCACUACAUUUUGAAGACGGUGGUGCGUGAAUCCUGCAUCCUGAUCACCAAGUGCCAAACUGUCGCUAAGGAUGACUUUCAGAAACUCCUGUCUACAGUGCCAGUCGCCUCGCCCAGUCUGCAGUACCUGAUGGCAGUACAGAACCAUUUGCUGAGCAACACAGUUUUAAUAAAACCUGACGAGCACGAUGAUAGUGACAGCUCCCUCCAAGGGGAGACAUUGAAGGUACAGGAACUACAGACUAGCAUCUUGUCACUUGCAACCAAAAUCCUGGUAGGCUGCGAUGAGGUUUUGGAGACUCUGCAGCAGGUCACCACUGCCCUGAUCAACAGUGACAUCUCUGACCGGGAGAACAGAUUGAAAGGCCUUGAACAAGUCACCAAGGCCACAAUGCUGGGUCACCUUCUGCCGGUGCUGCUGACUUCUCUGAUGCACCCCAACUUGCAGACGCUAACCAUGGCAGAUGCCCUGAUGCCUCAGCUUGUCCAGCUUGUGCUGUAUACUAGCCAGACAGCCUUGCUUCUCAAGACUCAGUCUCCCGUGUUCUCCGAGCAGUCUGAUGUGCCAGGUGGAAAAUCUGAGCAGAAAAGCAAAAUCAACAUCUUCGAGGACAACUUUCAUAUCCUAGAAGAAAGGGAAGAGCCUGGUUUCCUAACUGGCUUGAAGAUCCCUGCCCCAUGGGCUGCUGGUAAAACAGUUGAAACUGUCCAUCCUGUUAGAGACAACUACAAGUUCAAAGAGACGGUCCACAUCCCUGGAGCCCGCUGCCUCUACCUGAGGUUUGACCCCCGCUGUUCCUCUCAGUAUGACUACGACAAGCUGGUGAUCUACGCGGGUCCAAACACAAACAGCAGGAAGGUGGCAGAAUAUGGAGGCAACACACUUGGCUAUGGCAGCCGCAGUGUCCUGGGCACAGGAUGGCCAAAGGACUUAGUCAAGGUUGAAGGGGAUACUGUUACGUUUUCGUUUGAGAUGAGAAGCGGCAGAGAACACAACACUCCUGAUAAAGCAAUGUGGGGAUUUUCUUGUACUGUCAGGGCUCAGGAGUCGUCUGAAGACGUGUCGGGAGGUUUGCCCUUCCUGGCAGAUUUGGCUCUUGGCCUUUCUGUCCUUGCUUGCUCCAUGCUGCGCAUUUUAUACAACGGACCUGAAAUCACUCGGGAGGAGGAGGCCUGCCAGGACUUGCUCUGCUCCAAACUCCUGCAGAGGUGUCAGUGGCAGGUUGAAGCCAAUGGUGCAAUAUCGCCAGCACUCACGCCAAGCCCUUCCCCUCUGCCACUAACCAUUGAAGAGGACCGAGAGUUCACCUACCCCUCGGAUGUGCUAAUCCCCCCUUCAGGACCAAUCUCAGGAUGUUACUUUGAUCUUCCACGCAUCCGACUGCCACCUGGUAUCAUGGGAAGACUAAGGGAGAUAUCUGGACGCGCCCGUCCCCAGUUCAGACCCAGCAUCAAGGAAGUCAUUCAGCCAGACGUCAUGGAGGAGGUGAUUGUUUCUUGUGUCAUUAAACACCUGACGCUGAUUGAUGCCUUGCAGUCGCUCAUCAAUUUUCAGUAUCGGGAGGAACACGCGGAGGAGUACGACCUGCUGUGUAAGAUUAUGGCGGAGACCUUCAAAAAGAUCAAUGCCAUGGAGCGGCAGCUGCAGAGCGUGGCUGAGCUUGAGCAGAAGUGGCAGAACGAAGUGGAGGAGGCCCAGCAGGGCAAGCUAGAGAACAACGCUCCGUUCUUCAACGACUACCAUUUCUUUGAGAACAAGAUGAAGGAACUCGAGCUGCUCUGCUCCCUCAAGGAAGUUUCGUUUGAUUGUAGUGACUUGGAAAAUGUGGUUAUGACGCUGAGGGAAAAGUUUUUUCAGGAUGUCACAGUAUUUGUUCAGAAAUCUUCAACGACUUUAUUGAAGACAAAAUCCUUGGUGAAGAGCCUGAUGAACCGGACAGAGCUGCUGUUGCACGUGACCAUCUCACCGCAGUCUAGAAGUGUAUCGGGGACUCCGGCUGACACCCCAGCUUGCAAGUCGGUCUCCGAGGCAAAGCCCAUGUCUCACAGUGUCAAACAGCCAGUUUUCCUGCGCAGUAUGUCUGCACCCUCGGACCUGGAAAUGAUUGCCAAUGAAGAUCUUGAAUUUAACCGGGGUACCCAAAGGAGGCGUCAUCAUGCCACCAGCCACCGCAGCAGUUCCUUCACUUUGCUUCAAUCGCUGACCAUCGAGGACUGCAGAGACAAGCCCACCUACAGUGUCCUUUUGGGACAGCUCUUUGCCUUUAUUGGGACAAACCCGGAUCAAGCAGUGUCUGGCAGCAGUUUUCUCUCCGCGGCGCAGACACGAUGGAGACGUGGGAACACCCGGAGACAGGCCCUGGUGCACAUGAGGGAGCUGCUGACCGCUGCCGUGCGAGUCGGGGGUGUCACUCAUCUUGUGGGUCCUGUCACCAUGGUGCUGCAAGGGGGCCCCAGAAUAGAAGAAUUAACCUGUGGAGGGAUGGUGGAACAAGUCCAGGAGGCCUUCGGAGAGACCAUGACUUCGGUGGUGUCCCUGUGCUCCCGCUACCCCAUCGCCUGUGCGAACAGCAUCGGCCUGCUCUGCACCAUUCCAUACACGAGGAGUGAAGAGAAAUGCCUUGUGCGAAGCGGUUUGGUUCAGCUCAUGGACCGCCUGUGCAGUCUCAGCGGGCAGAGAGAGUGCGGCUCAAACGAGAAGCAGACAAAGAAACAGAGAGUCGCCACCAUGGCUUGGGCUGCCUUCCAGGUGUUGGCCAAUCGCUGUGUGGAAUGGGAGAAAGUGGAAGGGUGCUCCACGGAUGCAGUGCAUUCUGGGUUGGCCCGUCAGGUGUCCAGCUUACUUACCAAUCACUUGGCCCGGGCUACGGACUGCUGUGGCAAUCAGGCAGCUGGAAACGACGCCCUUCAAGACGUUCUAAGCCUCCUCAAUGACCUGUCCAGGAGUCAAAUUGGAAAGGCGAUUCUCAGCCAGCCAGCUUGCGUUUCAAAGCUUUUGUCCCUGCUCUUGGACCAGCGGCCUUCCCCCAAACUCGUCCUCAUCAUUCUCCAGUUGUGCCGAGCUGCUUUGCCCCUCAUGAGCGUGGAGGACUGUGGUAAUGUGGAGCUCCCGCCUUGGAGUUACUCCAUUCAGACUCUGGAUAGUGAUCAGGACGACCCCGGAGAUCCUGCUUCAAAGAUUGCCUCAUUGUUGUUGGCCAAACUAGCGGACUAUGUUGUGCCAGGCUGUCAAACAGUUCUGUCACCCAGUGCCUCCGAGCCGGACACCAGUUUAACUCGAGCCAGUCCCAAAAACUCCUUAAAAAUGGAUAAAGACCUUGGUGAGGAAGGGGAGGCGGUGGAUGGCAAGCUGUCCAUCUUCAUUCACAAAAGAGAAGACCAGUCCUCACAUGAAGUGCUGCAGCCACUUUUGAGCAGUUCAGAAGGUCGGCCAUUCCGCUUGGGUACGGGAGCAAAUAUGGAGAAGGUGGUGAAGAUGGACAGAGAUAUGACCAAGACUGGCUGCUGUGAGGUGAUCACCGAAGAAGCUGCAUCUGCUCUCCGCAAAGCCACCAAAUGGGCCCAGUCUGGACUGAUUGUGAGCGUGGGACCCCCCGUUGAGAUCGUGAGCCAGGAAGCAGCCAGCGGGUUGUCAGUGGGUGAUAAGAAGAAGACGGCGCAGACUGCCGUCUGCAGGGAGAGGAACACGGAGCUGGCCAGAUCAGAUCCUGUCAGGCCUUUCAUCAGCGGCCAUGUGGCUAACAGUAUGGCAGCAGAGGUGAUUGCUUUGCUGCACAGUCUUCUGACGGCACCCGAGUCCAACACGGCGCUCAUCUGGACCAGCACGGCUGAAAAGGUCCUGUCUCGAGCUCUGAUGUUCAUCCCCCAACUUGGAAAAUACGCGGAAAGCAUCUUGGAGAAUGGCAGCAGCAGUGGCAGGAAAUUGGCAAAGUUGCAGGCCAUUGCCCGGCAGGCUGUAGCAGCUCUCUGCGCACUCGGGGGAUUCAAGGAGACCAUUAAGAUUGGCUCGGAGGUUCAGGUGCUGGGUAAAGGAGUCCUGGGCAGCGUGGGGGUGGUGAUGUCGAUCAACGAGCAAGAAGGCAUCGCCAUCGUUAAGUUUCCCUGCUCGGACUACAGGAAGACAUGCAAAGCUUCGGAUGUCUUGACAGUGCCAGUGUCCCGGCUCUGCACCCCGCGGUCCGAGGCCCUCCCGCUCUACAAGCUGUCGAUAACGGAGAAGGUGGUGCAGGCCGUCCAGUCCAUGCUGCUGCCUCAGGAGGGCAGCCUCUCGAUUCAUACGUCGUUGCCAGCCACUGGAGACGGCUCUAGCCCCGUCAUGGCCGUAGUGCGCCUCCUGGCAGAGAUCAGAACAAGGGCGUGUCUAGUGAUGGCUCAGCUCCUGGAGGACAGCUCAUUCUGUGAAGAGUUCAUCCAGCAGUGCCCAGCAGCCGUCGAAGUCCUUAACCUGGUGGCCCAGGAGUGCAGUCCCGGCGAACGACUGGCUGUCGUGGAAGCGCAGUGCGAGAGACUAAGGAUGCUGUAUCGGGACUGCGCUCGGCCCCCUCCGCCUCCUCUCCAGACAGAUCGCCGACAACCCAAAGAGAUCACGUGGUGUCCUUCUCGGGUUUUCCCUCCCGUCCGUGCCUGUAUGUUCUCCUCUCGUCUGACAUCGGUGACCUUCCUGGCUGACCCGAGUGCUGGCGGAGGUCUGCCACGUGGGACCUUUAUCUAUGCUACGUCUCCCGUCCCUGUGCAGGCCCCUUCUUUCUACUGGGAGGUUGAGAUCGUUUCCUAUGGAGACACGGAUGAUGACAGCGGGCCAAUUGUGUCCUUCGGAUUUGCGACGGAAGCUGAGAAAAGAGAUGGUGCGUGGACUAACCCCGUCGGCACCUGUCUCUUUCACAAUAACGGGCGAGCUGUGCACUACAAUGGCUCCAGUUUGCUGCAGUGGAAGAGCGUGCGCCUGGAUGUGGCUCUCGUUCCAGGAGACGUCGCAGGUAUUGGCUGGGAGCGAGCAGAAGGGACUCCACCACCACCUGGCCAGCCCGCCAAAGGCAGAGUUUACUUCACCUACUGCGGUCAGCGGCUCACGCCUUUCCUGGAGGACGUGUCUGGGGGAAUGUGGCCUUUGGUUCACAUACAGAAAAAAAACACCAAAGUUCGAGCCAAUUUUGGAUGUCGCCCUUUUGCUUACGCUGAAGGUCAGGCUCACAGAAAUGCGGCCGAUUUGUGCAUCGACCUCUCAGAGGAGAUCAGUGCUAACUUUGAGGCGCUCCCCUUCGCGAUGGCUUCCGACAGCGACAAUGACGCCGGAGCUAGUGUUGCCUCGGACCCCGGAUCUCAUGGACCUCCUUGCAGGAUAGCAGCUGUUGCCACAAUCCAGCAACAGUAUGACAGUGACUCCUCCUGCCACUACAAAGUUGAGCUGAGCUACGAGAACCUAAUCAUGUCUGGGCCAAAUCUGCAUCCACCUCCAAUCGCAGAUGAUGAGAGUGAUGAUGACGACGAUGAUGAUAUUCCAAGGGAGGACCACUACGCUUUGCUGGUCAAGGCAUGGGAGACAAAGGUCUUUCCAACAAUUCGAAGGAGAUUUCGAAACGAAGCUGAAAGGAAAUCAGGCCUCGAUCAAAUCAAGGGAGCCCUGCAACUGGGUAUGGUGGAUAUCGCUAGGCAAACAGUUGAGUUUCUGUACGAAGAAAACGGUGGCAUCCCUCGGGACCUUUACCUUCCCACCAUUGAGGACAUAAAAGAUGAAGCAAACAAGUUCACUAUUGAUAAAGUUCGCAAAGGGUUGACGGUGGUAGUCAGAUCUCCAGAAAGUAACAAUACCAGCAGCAACACCGGGGGGACAGCGUUGCCAAAAUUUGCUACAAGAGGAAUGAUGAAAACCUUCAGCCUCCAUGGGAUCGUUCUGGAUGUUGACUCGAUGAAUGAACUUGUGCAGGUGGAGACUUACCUGCGUAGCGAGGGGGUGCUUGUACGUUACUGGUAUCCAAUCGACAUGCUGGAAAGGCCGCAAGCCGGAUCCCGACGCACCGCAGCCAAUGGCCUGGUGACUCUGGACAGCACCAACAUCCAAAUACACAGAGAACUGCUGCGCUGUGAGGCGUCUCUCGCCAGGCUGUACUGCCGCAUGGCCCUCCUCAAUAUUUUUGCUCCAAAAUCGCCGCACACCUUCACUCGACUUUUCCAUAUCCCUGCCAUACGGGACAUCACGUUGGAGCAUCUGCAGCUUCUGUCCAAUCAGCUCUUGGCUCCUCCGCUAGCAGAUGGUACAAUAAGCUCCAGCUCCAUUUUACUUGCCCAGUCCAUCCAGCACUGUAUUCAGGGCCAAAACUGCUCCCCUACAGAUCUGUUCUACCAGGGAAAUGCUCAGCCAAUAAGAGAGUGGCUGACAGUCGCCAUAACCCGCGCUUUGCACCAAGGAGAAGAGAGCCUGCUGGACCUGACGAAACAGAUCUGCUCCUUUCUUCAGAACGCCCCAGAACAGUUUCCUUCUGAAGAAUUCCCAGUCAGCGAGUCCAAGAUCAACAUGGACGUCAGCUUCCCCGGGGCAGCGUUUGUGAUUGUGUCGUGCAAGGAGAGUCAGUCGGGCUUCCGGAAAGAACCAUCGGGAGACCACUUACUUUGUCUCGCUUGUGUUGCAGGUGGCUCCUUCAGGCAUUUCCUGUGGCAGGUGUGUAAAGAGCUUCAGAGUUCCUCCCUGUCCCUGCUGCUGCCCUGCCCCAGCUCAGCAGCAAAUCGAAACAAGGGUAAGUUUAUUCUGACGCCCGGCCCGAUCAGCUACGCCGAGGAGCAGCUACUCCAUUUCCUCGGGCAGCUUUUUGGCAUCGCCAUUCGUGCCGAUGUUCCACUCCCAUUGGACCUGUUGUCUUCGUUCUGGAAGAUGCUGGUGGGCGAGGCCCUGGACCCUGACGCAGACUUGCAGGAAGUGGACGUGCUCACUUACACGUACAUCAAAAAGAUCGAGAGUGUGACGGACGAGACGGAGCUGGAGGCUCUUUGUGCAGAGGUGACAUCGCAGCACUACCCCAACGAGAGCCCGGAGUCACCCACAAAGCCCUGCUGCAAGUUCACCUACGUCAGCAUGACGGGAGAGGAAGUGGAGCUGUGCCCAGGGGGCAGGAACAUCACCGUUGGUUGGGAGAAUAAAGACACUUACGUGAUGGCAAUCCGGAACCUGCGCAUGAAGGAGCUGCAGAACGCCGAGUGCAUGAUGGCCGUGCGCGCCGGCCUGGGAGCAAUCAUUCCCCUUCAGCUGCUCACCACCCUGACGCCUCUUGAAAUGGAGCUGAGGACUUGCGGCCUUCCUUACAUCAACCUGGAGUUUCUCAAGGCUCACACGAUGUACCAGGUGGGACUCAUGGAGACGGACCAGCAUAUCGAGUUCUUCUGGACGGCACUGGAAACCUUCACCCAGGAGGAGCUCUGCAAGUUCAUCAAGUUUGCCUGUAACCAGGAGCGGGUGCCCUUCACCUGUCCCUGCAAGGAUGGGGGUCCUGACACUGCUCACGUACCCCCGUAUCCCAUGAAGAUCGCGCCCCCAGAUGGAACUUCAGGCGCCCCCGAUUCAAGGUACAUUCGAGUGGAGACCUGUAUGUUCAUGAUCAAACUGCCGCAGUAUUUCUUGGAUAUUAUGCUAGAAAAACUUCGCUACGCCAUCCAUUACCGAGAAGACCCUCUUAGCGGUUGAGCGUGCGCCAUCUCGUACCCUCGACACCCCCAGCGUAAGCAGCCUGAAGAGUCGCGAGGGUUUUAUUUUUUUUUUCCUUCUGAAAUACUGAAGUGCUUCCUCUCAACAGCAGACAGGUGAGGGCACUGGCCGCCAGGGCGCCCUUGCAGGACAUGGACGCCAACUGAAAAGUAGGCAACGCAAGGGGGUCCAGCACGUCGUACGACCCUUUUAUCGAAAUAAAAGCAAGCGUUUUUGUUUUUUUUUUUAGGGUUGCUUUUAUGUUUUCUUUUUUAUUAAAACAAGAGAAGAGACGAUGCACGUGCGGACGAGACAUGACGUCACUUUUAUCCCUCUCCCGUCUGUCUUGUAAACGUUAAGGCAACUCGAGGAUGUUCUUGUGGAAGGCUGAUGGACCCCCCCCCCCACCCCGAUAGUUACGAACUGGAAAAACGAGACAAACCAAGACACUCCCACGUCAUUUCAGCUUGUAGCUUAGAGGCUGGAAACGUUUUAAAGUAUUUGAAAAGUCAAUAAGCACAUCAUUAAUUGUUACAACCGGAACCAACGCAAAGGACGUGCGAGAAACGGGCACCUGCUGCGGAGGUGGGUCUCUCCUUUUUUUUUUUUUUUGAUUUAAUACUCUGGUAACUUUGCACCUGCACCAAAAAGGGACUUGAAGAAGGUAGGUCAAUCGAAAUGAAGGAGAGUUUGGAGUCACUUGCACCGUUCAGGGGGCCGCGUGCUUGUUAAUAAUUCAUCACAUCCGGCGACAAGUCCAUAAAAAGAAGAUCCGGCGAGCCCACGUAAUUUAUUAAUAUUCUUAUUGUUUGCCCUCCUAUAACAGCGUUUGGCAGAUUUGUUUCUUGUAGUCUGAAUUGCACUUCGGACUUUUAUGUUUGGUUUCUUGGUUCUGAGGGCCGGACAGGCCAGUUUGUUGUUACAAAGCCGUUCGAGCCCCCCCUAACACUUGGUACUGAAUGACCCCGUGGGAUCAUUACUUCCUUUGACGGGCCCUUUCUUUUAAAUACUUUUUAAUUGUCUGCCACCUAGUGGCGGCACUUGGGCCGCGGUUGUUACAUUUGUUUUUUUUUUUUAUUAGCCUAACUUGUUCACGUUUUACGUUGUCCCUUCUCCAAGUCUGAAGAGCGGCCCUGGGCUCCACGGACCUGCCCGGUUGUGUAUUUGGUGCCACCUCGAGAAGAGACUGCUUGUAAAUAUCGUGGCGCGAGCGUGCGGACGACUUGGUUUUCAGUGUUGGAUAGAGAGAGCUGCGUCGAGGUUAACUGCUGCUAAUAAAAAAAAAAACCUCCUCUUCCCCGAAGAGGGCAAAUUUAGGAGAAAAUCUGAAAGGACAUAUCCACACACUUGGGUGUUGAAAAAUGUGUGCUGUACAUUUACUUGACGAGAAAUAUUUAUUACAGUUAUUUAUGGUUGCAUUUAACUUUUCCUCUCCUGUAUGCAUCUGUACCUAACACCUUGAUGUUUGAAUGGAUUCUUCCGAGAAAAAUAAAACAGAUUUCUGUGUCACAACAAUAAAUUGUCUUAAUGAAAA
Molecule: messenger RNA, 11809 nt
Organism: Erpetoichthys calabaricus (reedfish)
Lineage: Eukaryota; Metazoa; Chordata; Cladistia; Polypteriformes; Polypteridae
Product: probable E3 ubiquitin-protein ligase HECTD4
Molecular function (GO): ubiquitin-protein transferase activity
Source: RefSeq, a predicted model, not a curated record